Chelonoidis abingdonii (Abingdon island giant tortoise) is the source of this 1232-nucleotide messenger RNA. Its product is annotated as mas-related G-protein coupled receptor member H-like. Gene Ontology annotation, cellular component: plasma membrane. The record is from RefSeq and is a predicted model, not a curated record. Gene Ontology annotation, molecular function: G protein-coupled receptor activity. Lineage: Eukaryota; Metazoa; Chordata; Testudines; Testudinidae. Gene Ontology annotation, biological process: G protein-coupled receptor signaling pathway.
CAAACGAUGUUAUGAGGGACCAUUGCACAACUUUAAACAAGCUUGUUCCCUAAUAGAUCAGCAAUGAAAUAACGUUAUCUGGGACAACAGUACGCAUGAAAGACAAGGAGACACCGGCAUCCCUCAGCAGAGAUUUAAUGAUGACUGAGCUGAGCACAACGUCCCUGCUUCUGACAGAAACCAGCCCAGGCUAUAGAGAUCAUGAGAAUAAUUGCCUAAUACACAAUUUCAUUGAUGUGAUCCUUGAUGGUGUCACUGUGCUCAUCUGUCUCUUCGGGCUGGUGGGAAACGGGGUCAUCCUCUGGCUCCUCAGCUUCUUCAUUAAGAGGAAUCCCUUCACCAUCUACAUCCUCAACCUGGCUGUAGCAGACUUAAGCUUCCUCCUCUUCCUGCUUGUUUACCUCAUACUGUCUAUUGUGGAAUCUGUCUUCUGUGCCUCUGAAUUUGGGCACUUUCUGAGGGUUUUACAGCUGCUGUUUCUGUUCGCCUACAAUGCCAGCCUGUACUUCCUGACAGCCAUCAGCGUUGAGAGGUGUCUGUCUGUCUUCUACCCCAUCUGGUGCCGAUGCCACCGCCCCAAGCACCUGUCUGCCCUUGUGUGUGCCCUGCUGUGGGCUCUCUCCUGCCUGGUAACGGGACUAAUGUCUUAUUUUUGUGUUUUUGAUCAAACUGAACGCUGUCGGAUGUCAAACAUCGCCAUGUAUGUUCUGAAUUUCCUGAUUUUCGCUCCCGUCAUGGUUCUGUCCAACCUGAUCCUGUGCAUCAAGGUCCGACAUAGCUCCCAACAACAUCAGCCUGGAAGGCUCUACAUUGUUAUCUUGCUCACCGUCCUCUUCUUCCUUGUCUUUACUGUUCCCUUCAGUAUCCAGCGCCUUGGCCUGUAUUUUAAUUAUUUUCAUCUCUCCAUUGAGAUAUGUAAUGCGCUGGUCUCUGUAAACAGCAGCAUUAACCCAGUUAUUUACUUUUUAGUUGGAAGCUACAGGAAGUGGCGCUUCAGGGGCUCUGUUAAGGUCGCACUCCAGAGGGUUUUUGAAGAGCAAGCAGAUUCUAGAGAAGACAGAAAGGCCACCAGCACAGACACAAUGGAGUUGGCCAAUUAAAUCCCUACAGCACCCAGCCUCAGAGACCUUAUUGUGGAUGUGGAGCUUUAUUAAUCGGCAUGAAAAUUAGCAGCUUCCUACUUGUUUAAUUUUUCUCUCAUUUUCCAAAUACCAUAUCUGUGUGGCACUUGG